AGUACGGAUAGGAGGGGAGAAAGGGUCGGAUCUGACUUGAUUCAGGAAGAGGGGAAGGUAGCAGGCGCAGCGGCGCUGAGCCGCUUAGGCCGGCAGGGUUGCUUGGUUCGGGCAGCAUGGCGAGAGCAGGCGGAUCCGUGGGGCUGCGCUGGUGCUUGGGAGGCAGGAGCGUCUCCCGGCUGGAGGGCUACAGGAGGAAUGCUUUUGGCCAAGAACUGCUGGGUCCCGUCUCUCUGAGUAGUGCUAUCCUCCUGCAGCCCCAAAGGUCCUACCGAGCAGCACUUUGCACUGAGCUGACAAAGCCAUUGGUUGUUAGGGAUAUCCUGUCCCCUUCACUGCAACCGCAUGAGGUCAGAAUUCGUGUACGUUACUGUGGAGUAAAUUUUGCUGACAUACUGGCUUGCCAGGGUCUUUACCAAAAAAAACAUUCCCUUCCAUUCACUCCAGGAAUGGAAUUUUCAGGGGAUGUAAUGGAGACUGGUGAGUCCGUCAACAGUGUGAAAGAGGGGGAUCGUGUAAUUGGUGUGGCCAAUACCAAAGCUCUGGCUGAGGAAUACAUUGCAGAUCAAAAGCUUCUCUGGAUGAUCCCACCUGGAGUUUCUUAUGAAGAUGCUGCAGCAUUGCCUGUCUCCUAUGGAACAGCCAUCUUGGCUCUUGAACGAAGAGCACAGACACAGACAGGGGAGACUGUUUUGGUUACAGCUGCAGCUGGUGCUACUGGACUUGCAGUUGUGGAAGUUGCAACUAAAGUUCUCAAGGCAAAGGUGAUAGCAGCAGCAGGAAGUGACAAGAAAUGCAACCUGGCUCUCCAGAAGGGGGCUUUCCAGAGUGUGAAUUACGACAGGGCCAGCCUGAGAGAAGAAGUGAAGAAGCUGACGGCUAGCAAAGGAGUUGACGUGGUCAUCGACACUGUUGGUGGGGACAUCUUCAAGGAGGCGCUGCACAGCUUGGCUUGGGAAGGCAGGAUUGUGGUGGUUGGUUUUGCUGGAGGAACUAUCCCUUCCAUCCCAGCCAAUCUGCUGCUUCUGAAAAACAUCUCUGCCCUAGGACUAUACUGGGGCCGGUACCAGUACCAGGAUUUCCCAGUCUUUUCCUCUGCACUCUCUUCUGCUCUUUUGUACUGCCACAAGGGACAAAUCCAACCUCACGUAGGAGCCGUCUUCACACUAGAGGAGGUAAACGAAGCCUUUGCAUAUGUGAUGCAGCGUAAAUCUACAGGAAAGGUUGUCAUCUCAGUUAGUUAAGCCGGCUUUUCUUGGAGGAA
Rhineura floridana is the source of this 1264-nucleotide messenger RNA. Its product is annotated as quinone oxidoreductase-like protein 2. The transcript is spliced from 10 exons. Gene Ontology annotation, molecular function: oxidoreductase activity. The record is from RefSeq and is a predicted model, not a curated record. Gene Ontology annotation, cellular component: mitochondrion. The coding region runs from base 117 to 1244 and encodes 375 amino acids. NCBI's taxonomy places the organism in Eukaryota, Metazoa, Chordata, Lepidosauria, Squamata, Rhineuridae.